AAUUUCCUUAUUUCUGUAAAGUUGGUUGUUUAUUUAUACCGGACAUUAUAAUCAUUGUACAACAGAAUACUCCAUAAAAAUAAUUAUAGAAUAAAAACACAAAUAAAUAAAGCGAACACACGUACAAUAACUAUAUGCAUUCGAUAUUUCAGUUUAUAUUAAUAGACAGCAAUCACGUGUAUCCAAAAACGUCGCGUCAUUUCAGUCCGAGCCAAAACAAAAUUAUUAUUUUGAAAAUACUAUUGUUUCGUCAUUUAACCGAGUGAUGCAUAUGACGUCACAAUAUACGAGACGUCACAAUGUCCAUUCAUAACAUUGCAAAUUUUCGUUUAGCAUGAAAUGCCAACCAACGACCGCCUUCAAAAGCUUUUAAGAAGUGAAGAAUACUCCGAAUUUAAGGAACAAAAUGUUAUUUUAGAAUCUCAGUUUGUUGAAUUGACUCACAGAGGAGAUCCUAUAAAAGUCGUUCUGAUAGGAAUCACCGAAGAAUUGUUCAUUGUGGCAACUGACGUCAUCAACGAUCUACGGAAGUCGCGUGCUAGCGUCCUGAUGACGGAUGUUGACCCGGACACCAUGGAUCUGGAACUGGAGUGGGUGGUGCCAAACUUACAGGUGAUCCCCGUGCCCGUGCAUAACGAGCACGUGCUGGACGUGCGCGGACACAAUGACCACCACCGAUAUUUCCUGGUGUCAGCUACUCGGGGGAAUGGUAGCGAGAAAAGGGUUUGGACCAAGUGGAUGAAAUACCUGGCGAAACACAAUCCAGAGCCUGACCAGUUUCUUCAGGAAAUUCCCAAAUCUAGAAUCUCCUUAGGUAGCUUAUUUCACACAGAUAAAAAGUCAAGCACAGAAAUGCUUGUUAAAUCUUCCCUCAUUGAUGAUAAAAAGAAGAAAUCAUCGUCCAUUUUGAAGCAGUCUAAGGAGAAAAACGUCCAUUUUACUCCUCGACCGCAGUUUAAAAACUUGAUCCCAAUUGCAACAGAUCUGUAUGAUACAGCUGGUAUUGUAAAAGAGGAGCAGAAAGAGAGUUCCAGGACCUGCUUCUGUUUUCCAAGAAAGAAAAAAAGAUUGAAACACUGAUAUAAGCAGGGUCAUUCUACAAGCAAUCAAAAUUCUAUAUGUACAACUGCACAAAGUAUCAUCUAUAAAAUGACAAUUUAAGAGAUAAAUUAAAAAAAUAUUUAUAACUAAUUUCAGUAAUUUCAGAAUGAAUACUUCUUGUUUCAAUUUAGAAUUAAGAAUGAAGCAAAAUGACACAUCAAUUUUGUUUUUCCACUUAAAAAUAAUAAAUAAUUCA
This is a messenger RNA of Magallana angulata, 1297 nucleotides long. RefSeq lists its product as uncharacterized. The transcript has 2 exons. NCBI's taxonomy places the organism in Eukaryota, Metazoa, Mollusca, Bivalvia, Ostreida, Ostreidae. Bases 340 to 1080 code for a protein of 246 amino acids. The record is from RefSeq and is a predicted model, not a curated record.